AUGAAAUAGAGACAUUGAAAAGAAAGAAUUUCUGCGUUGUGCACAGGUCCAGAAAUUGAAAAUUUAUUGUGAAAAUUUAUAGUUUUUGCGUUAAUAAUCAAAAAAUAUAGUAUAAAAAAAAUUAUGAAAUCAUUGCGUUGUAGUUUUAUGUAUGCCUUUAAAUAAAAAGUGAUGUGCAGCUGUUGAGUAUUGAAAAAAAGCCUAGACUGUGUUCAAAGUGAAUAAUACCAUUGUGUAAAUUGUCCAAAAGGGGAAAACCUGUAAAGGCCAAAUUAGAAUCCAUAACGCAUUAAUAGCGGCACAUAAAUCAAAGAAAAUCUUAUCACUUAAAAUGCAAUAACUGCAAUAAAUGGAAUAUACUGUAAAAAAAUUAAUGUGUUGAUAUUUGCUUGGCGGAAGCGGUGGUGGUCCGACAGCGAUGUUCAACAGCUGAAUUGGGAGGAAAAUAAGUACUAAAAAAACGGGAAAAAAUUGUGCCAACUACAUCAUAAAUAUUCGUAAUAAAAUUAACGUAGAAAUAAAUCGAAAUAACAAUAACAAAAAACACGCAAAAAAACCAGUAAGAGCAGCUGGCGCAAUUAGCACGUAAAUUGUGACAAAAAUUUGGCAACGUUUCAAGGCAAGUGUCGUUUUAUUAGUAGCUUCAACUUGGUAUUACUCGCAUUUGGCGGGCGCGGAUAGCCCAAAACUCGGUGCACGCACGCACACAAGCGAUUAAGUGAUAAAAUCGUACUUGUGUCGGACGUUAAUGGCCGAUGGAAAUGUUAUGUCAGCAGCUUCCAUAGGACAUGCAGCUGCUGACUACUAUUCAGUAGCACCAGCAACAGCUACAGUGACAGCGUCAUCAAUACCUACAACAACAGUAAUGGCUGCCAAUGCCGGUGUGGGCGGUGUCAUGCAGACCAGCAGUGGUGUAGUAGUUUCCACAGUGGGCAGUAACGUUGGCAAUGGUAGCGGCGGUAAUGGCAGUAUGGGCGGUAGUAAUGUUAAUUUGAAUGGGGCACCAACGACGAUGGGGACAACAGGUGCAGCCAGUGGCAUUGGCAACAAUCAAGGUUAUCACCAAUUAAGUGUGACAAUUGAGGAAGCUUCAUUGCGUAACAAUGGCUUUCUAAAGCCUAAUCCAUACGUUGAAUUAGUAAUCGAUUAUAAAAGUAAACGUAAAACCGAUGUGGUGAAGAAUACUUAUCUACCCAAAUGGAAUGAGGAGUUCACGGUGCUGAUAACUCCGCAUUCCGCGUUGCACAUCAAAGUGCUCGAUCACUCAAGCUUUCGCAAGGAUACUUUACUUGGUGAGCGCACGAUCAGCUUAGCUCAGGUGCUGCAACAAUUCAACGGCAGAUGCGAGUUUCUUGAACUAACAAUGGAUCUGUUGGCCACCUCCAAAUCAGAUAAUCGGCAAACGAAAAUCGGCGAACUGGUCGCCGUGUUGAACGGACUCAAGCUAGACAUGCCCAAUGUGGUGCAGCAAAAUGGCAAUGGCGUGCAAAUGCUACCACCGCCUGGUACAGAUGGUGCUAUAUUGCCACCUGCGGCCGGUCGUAGUUACAUGAUACAAGGUGGCAUACGUGCGCGUAUGCGCGUGCGGAAUGUGGAGAAUGGAACGCUAACUGCAUCGACGGCGGCGGCGGCAUCGGUAGCGGGCAGUGGUGGCAAUGUGUCGCACAUGGCAGUUGCCGGUGGCUCACGUUCGCCCAUAGCCAAUGGCAAUUUGGAACGCUGCAGCAGUGGUAGCUCACAAAGUGGUGCGGUAAGACGUGCUGCGCCGCCACCACCCGUUUGGGAACAACAGCAGCCGAUGCCACAGGCGCAGCCCCAACAUAUGGCGCUACAACAGCAGCAACAACAAUUGCAAGUGCAACAACAACAGCAACCACAAUUACAGGUGCAGCGCAUGCCAUCGAUGAAUGGCGGCACAGUUGGGGUGAGUACGUCGGGUGUGCAAGUGCGUCCCAUGUCGCAAAUGUACGCGAAUGGCAGCGUUAGCGGUCAGGCGUUGUCUCCGCUGCCGCCGCAACAACAACCACAAACUCAGCAACAGUUGAUGGAAAGCGCUUUGUUGGGCGCGGCGGGCGAUCAAGGUGCGCUGCUAGCGCAGGCGGCGAUGCCAGUGUCCAAUGUGGGCGAUCAGCAACUGCAGGCUGCGCAAGCGGACGAUGAACCACUGCCCGCCGGUUGGGAAAUUCGUUUCGAUCAGUACGGUCGCCGCUACUAUGUCGAUCACAAUACACGCUCUACAUACUGGGAGAAACCGACGCCCCUUCCACCGGGCUGGGAGAUACGCAAAGACCCUCGCGGGCGCGUCUACUAUGUGGAUCACAAUACGCGCACAACCACCUGGCAGCGACCGAAUAGCGAGCGACUAAUGCACUUCCAGCAUUGGCAGGGGCAGCGGGCGCAUGUCGUGGCACAGGGUAAUCAACGUUUCCUCUACUCACAACAACAACAGCAGCCCACGGCGGUGACGGCCACAGUGACGCAAGACGAUGAGGAUGCGUUGGGUCCGUUGCCCGAUGGCUGGGAGAAGAAAGUGCAAUCGGAUAAUCGCGUGUAUUUUGUAAAUCACAAGAACCGCACCACACAGUGGGAGGAUCCGCGCACACAGGGUCAAGAGGUCAGCUUAAUGAAUGAGGGCCCACUACCGCCCGGUUGGGAAAUACGCUACACCACCACCGGUGAACGCUUCUUUGUCGAUCACAAUACACGUCGCACCACCUUCGAAGAUCCACGUCCGGGCGCACCCAAAGGCGCAAAAGGUGUGUACGGUGUGCCGCGCGCCUAUGAGCGCUCAUUCCGUUGGAAGCUCUCACAAUUCCGCUACCUGUGCCAGAGUAAUGCGUUGCCAUCCCACAUUAAAAUCACUGUGACACGACAGACGCUGUUCGAAGAUUCAUACCACCAAAUUAUGCGUUUGCCUGCAUAUGAGCUGCGACGCCGCCUUUACAUUAUAUUCCGCGGCGAAGAGGGUCUCGACUAUGGUGGCGUGUCACGUGAAUGGUUCUUUUUGCUUUCACAUGAAGUGCUCAAUCCCAUGUAUUGUCUCUUCGAGUACGCUAACAAAAACAACUACAGCCUACAAAUAAAUCCGGCCUCCUAUGUGAACCCCGAUCAUUUGCAGUACUUUAAAUUCAUAGGUCGCUUCAUUGCAAUGGCAUUGUAUCAUGGACGCUUCAUCUAUUCCGGCUUCACGAUGCCCUUCUACAAGCGUAUGUUGAAUAAGAAACUAACCAUCAAAGACAUUGAGACCAUCGAUCCGGAGUUCUACAAUUCGCUUAUUUGGGUGCGUGACAAUAAUAUUGAUGAGUGUGGAUUGGAGUUAUGGUUUAGCGUAGACUUUGAGGUGCUUGGACAGAUAAUUCACCACGAAUUGAAGGAGAAUGGUGAAAAAGAGCGUGUCACCGAAGAGAAUAAGGAGGAGUACAUAACAUUGAUGACAGAGUGGCGUAUGACGAGAGGCAUUGAGCAACAAACAAAAACCUUUCUGGAGGGCUUCAACGAAGUGGUGCCGCUUGAGUGGCUGAAAUAUUUCGAUGAACGCGAACUGGAGCUAAUAUUGUGCGGCAUGCAGGAUGUGGAUGUGGACGAUUGGCAGCGUAAUACCAUUUACAGGCAUUACAAUCGCAAUUCCAAGCAAGUGAUGUGGUUCUGGCAGUUUGUGCGCGAUACGGAUAAUGAAAAACGUGCACGCUUGCUGCAGUUUGUCACCGGCACGUGUCGUGUGCCUGUCGGCGGCUUUGCCGAACUUAUGGGCUCCAAUGGGCCGCAACGCUUCUGCAUCGAGAAGGUGGGCAAAGAGACGUGGCUGCCGCGCUCGCAUACCUGCUUCAAUCGUCUAGACUUGCCGCCGUACAAGAGCUACGAUCAGCUGGUGGAGAAGUUGACGUUUGCCAUUGAAGAGACUGAGGGCUUCUGCCAGGAGUAGAAGACUAAAUGCGAAGCAGAGCACUAGAGAUGGCGCGGCGGUUAAUGUAUUGUAAUUAGCGAAAACAUUUGAACAGUUAUAUUCACCGUUAUAUUGUAAUUGUAUUGCUAUGCAACGAAAUGCGCCCAAUUUAAUAAUGUUAACGGACAUUUGAUUACAUUUAUUAUUAUUUUAUACACAUACAUGCAUACAAACACACAGCGAUGAUGCAAUGGAUUGCGUGUGUAUGCGACAACAAAUUCGGGGUGAUCUUUUCCUCUUUCGACGCGCAGUUGUUGUUGCUAAGCUUAUUUUGAAACGCAUAUCAUUUCUUUGUUUUGUUGGGAAGUCAAACACAAGAACACAAAAAACAAAAACAAAAACAACUAAAAGCGCUUGUUUUCUUGUAUAAGAUAUACAUAUACAUACAUAUGUACAUAUGUAGUAGAAAUAUUACUAACUUUCUAGAAAUUUGCUAUAUAUGCAUACAUAUAAAGACAUGUACAUAUACCUAUAUGAGUAUGCAUGUAUGCGCAUGUAAAGAGUUUUUGGGCAUAAACAAGUUUUAAUUGAUUUAUAUUAUAUAAAAAAAUAUUUAUAUUUGUGUGGAGGUAUGCAUAUGGCGCGCUCAUAUGCGUGUGCGUGUGUGCGUACAUAUGUCUUACCUACCAGUAACGUUGCCGUCUUGCAGUGAGCACAUUCUCCUUCCUAACUUUAAUCUAAUUUUGUUCAUUAGCAUAUAUUUGUGUAUAUUCCAGUUCAUUGGUCUAAUUUAAUCUUAAAUUUGUAAAUAUCAUCCAGAAUAAAUUUAUUAACGUUAAUUUACAUGCAUACAUUUACUAGUUCGUUACACUACAUAUACAUAUACAUACACAUAUACAUAUAAAAUAUAUAGCACAUUAGUGUACUUUUGAGCAGAAGCGCAGCGCUGAAAUAUUUUACUCUAAUAUUAUUGGCAAAAGACAUGAUUUGAAAACAAUGCGAACAAAAGAAUAUUUAAUUUGAAUUUGAAAAUUAAUUAGAUUCGUAACAAAAAGAAAAACAUUUGAAUUAAAUAGUAAAUUCAUUUCAAAGACAGUAAUGGAGCAUCUAAUGUUCGCUAAGCAAGGGAAAUAUCGCUAAAUCAUAAAGCAAUUACAAAUACAGGGUGUCGCAAAAGUAGCUUACUACCUACUUAAAGAUGUACUUGUUCGUGCAAAAUUGCACCGAUAUUAUUUUCUCCGUUUAGCAAAAAGCGCAUAAAAGUCAAAAUAAAUAUAGUUUUUUAGCCUUACAAAGUUGUAUGAUUGCUUUUGCGUCACACUCUGCAACUGGGACAAAUAAAAUAUUAAAAAAAAAAAAAAAAUGAACAAUUAAUAAGAACAAAAAACAAAAAAACCAACCCACACACAUGGAAAACUUAGCAAAUUGUGUUAGUAGAAAAAAUCAACAAAAAAUUUAUAUCGUGAAGAAAUUGGUACACCGGCAAACCUAAUAUUAAGUCUAAACCUUAUCAAACAUAUACAAAUAAACGCCAUUCAGAUGGGUAUAUAAAUAUGUGUGUAUGUAGUAGUGUUGUUAAAAAAUUCAUAGCGAAAAAAAUGACGCAGAGAAACAAAUGGCGGAAAACUAUUAGUUACAGUUAAAGUAAAGUAAAUAAACUAUAGGAAAACUACUUACAUGAAUAUGCAAUGUGUGUGUGUGCGUGCGUUAUGUAAUUCAAAGAAAAAAAACCACAUGACAGUUAAAUUGAAAGUUUCAGUUACUUGCGUUUGCUAUAUAUUAUAUAUAAAUACAUAUAAAAUACCAGGACAUAUUCAAGCAAAUACUAAAUAUAUACAUUCAUAUAUGAAAAAGAAAAACAACAACAACAAUAUAUAUAAUUUAAAGACAACCUAUAGAUUUUAUUUAGUUUUUUAAAAUAUGAUUGUAUUAUACAGAUAUAUAAAUAAAGCGGCUAAGGUUGUCAAAAAGCAA
Anastrepha ludens (Mexican fruit fly) is the source of this 5857-nucleotide messenger RNA. It is a transcript of the gene Su(dx), whose product is annotated as E3 ubiquitin-protein ligase Su(dx). The record is from RefSeq and is a predicted model, not a curated record. Lineage: Eukaryota; Metazoa; Arthropoda; Insecta; Diptera; Tephritidae. The coding region runs from base 749 to 3922 and encodes 1057 amino acids. The transcript has 8 exons. Gene Ontology annotation, molecular function: protein binding; ubiquitin-protein transferase activity.